This is a messenger RNA of Xylona heveae TC161, 1282 nucleotides long. Its product is annotated as short-chain dehydrogenase/reductase. The transcript is spliced from 2 exons. The record is from RefSeq and is a predicted model, not a curated record. Lineage: Eukaryota; Fungi; Ascomycota; Xylonomycetes; Xylonales; Xylonaceae. Bases 104 to 1051 code for a protein of 315 amino acids.
GCUUCUCAUCAUUUCUGUUGAGCGCAACAAAUCCUCACCACACUGUUUACUAUAUACUCUUACCAUAUCAACAUAAUUAUUUCACUGGAUAUCCAACUCCAAGAUGUUCGGGAGCAGCAAAUAUCACCCUGAGACCGACAUUCCAGACUUAUCUGGAAAAGUCAUCCUCAUCACAGGCGGCAACACAGGCUUAGGCAAAGAAACCAUCCUGCAACUCGCCAAACACAACCCAUCAGCCAUCUACCUCGCCGCGCGGACGCAAUCCAAAGCUGAGGGCGCCAUCGAGUUCAUCCGCUCCGCCGUGCCCGAGCUGAACCAGGACCACCCCCAAACCAAGCUCAUCUACCUACCCCUCGACCUCACCUCAUUCGGCUCCAUCAAAGCCGCCGCCGAGUCCUUUAAUGCCUCUUCCACGCGUCUCGACAUCCUGAUCAACAACGCCGGCAUCAUGGCCACGCCCAUGGGCACGACGACGGAAGGCUACGAGAUCCAGUUCGGCACCAACCACGUCGGCCACGCCCUAUUCACCAAGCUCCUUCUCCCCACGCUGUUGCGCACAAGCGAGGAAUCCAAUUCCGACGUGCGCAUCAUCAACGUUUCGUCUGAAGGCCAUCGCCUAGCUCCGUCGGCGGCAGUGGUCACCGACACUACGGUCCUCGGAAAGAGCAAUACCUGGAGACGCUAUGGCAAUUCGAAACUCGCAAAUAUCUAUUUCGCGAAAGAACUUGCACGGCGGUACCCCAGUAUCAAGUCCGUUGCGGUGCAUCCGGGUGUCAUUUAUACCAAUCUCUACGCCUCCACGACUUCGGCGUUUGGCUUUGUCUCGAAGAUUGCGCUGACUGUUGCCUCGUGGUUCAUGAGCAGCGUGCCCCAGGGCGCAAGGAAUCAGCUCUGGGCCGCGACGACAAAGCCGGCGAAGGAAGUCGAGACGGGCGCGUUUUAUGUCCCUGUUGGACGCAAGUCAGGUGGGUCGGGUCUCGCGCGGAACGAUGACAGGGCGAGGAAGUUGUGGGAUUGGACAGAGGCUGAGUUUGCAAAGCAUGGAUUUUGAUCGCUUUUUUUGCCCCGCCGGGGGGGCCGGGGGGGGGCGCGUUGGUGUUUAUUUAAAUUUGAUCAUUUCUUGGUUUUUUUUCUUCUCUUUUUAUCCUUUCUUUUGUUUUCUUUUCUUUUCUUUUUAUCCUUUCUUUGCUUUUCCUUUCUUUAUUUAAUUUUCAUUCUUAUUCUUAUUUUUCUUAUUCUUAUUUUUCUUCUUUUUUUUUUCUUCUUUUUUUUUUCUUCUUUU